Molecule: messenger RNA, 1800 nt
Organism: Scheffersomyces coipomensis
Lineage: Eukaryota; Fungi; Ascomycota; Pichiomycetes; Serinales; Debaryomycetaceae
Exons: 1
Coding region: 1-1800 (599 amino acids)
Source: RefSeq, a predicted model, not a curated record
AUGGCGGAAUUAGAUCAUUACGGUGUUAGAUUGCCAAGAAACGGCGAUUUAUCUUAUCAUAUCAUUAAGUUUUGUUCACAACCGCUUCCUAUUAAAAGAUCAAUAUUACAAGAAUUAAAACUAAAAGAUCUUUUGAUCUUUUUAUCCAAACUUGGUACAGACGAAUCUACAUUUCAAUCAUUAAAAUGGUACAACAAAAACAGACUUGAACUUGAAUAUCAUCCUCCUCCAACUAUCACAAAUACUGAUGACGACAACUAUGAGGAAAAGUUAGAUGUAUAUCUAAAAAGACUUGCGGCAACUCAGUCUUACUUUAAUUCGAUUAGACAUAUUGGAAGUCAAGUUGCUGUUCCGAUUCAUUUAUAUAUUUCCUCCACUGAUGAAUUCCCUUUCUUUUACAACAUUCUUGACACAGCUUCUAAUUAUGAUUUAGAACUUGAUUUCCUAGAAUUAAAGACAUCAGAAUUAGUUAUGCUCAAAAGGUUUGAAUAUUAUAAUUAUGUGACAUCGCUUAAUCUUUCCCAAACAAUUAUCAACAAUAACACUACCACCUUAGAUUUAAGAAAAUUCUUAAAUUUACAAAAAUUACAGCUAGGUCCAUAUUUAAAUCUUAACAUAAAACUUGCCAACAAUGGUAUCAAGCUAGAAUCACUUACAAUGGAUGGGAGAUUUAAUACAGAUUUUAUUAGAAGUUGCAAAAAUUUGAAACGCAUUAGUUAUAAUUUGGGAGGUGAAUCAUUUUCUACAAAAGUAUUACCUACUAGUUCAUUAAAACAUUUAAAAAUAUGGUCAGAUUUUAGAGGUGGUAAGCUUUUAAUAGACUCUUUUGCCCAAUUUAAUUUAAAAUCAAUUGAGUUAAAUUUGCAUGAUGCUGUCAUAUCACCAGAUUUAGCUGUCGGUUUCCCGCCAGGACUCACAAGCUUGGUUCUCAUAGGUCCAAUAAGCGGCAAUAUUUUCAAAUUAUUACCAAAGAAAUUAAGAAAAUUGGAGUUAAUUUCCACAUCAACUUCAACUUCAUUUAAGUUAGAUGGUCCAUUUACUUUUCCUGAUACGCUAGAAGUUUUGAAAAUUAAGGGCUUUAUAAUUAUUUCAGAUUUUGAUACCGAAAUGAAUUUUCCUUCUCUAAAGAGAAUAGAUUUGAACAAUACUUUCUUUAUUAGACCUCUAAAUGAAUUCAAAUUUAAUAAAAAUAUAUUAGAAAAGAUAACGAUAACGAAAUAUGGCAACUCAGAUGCAUAUUCAUUCUCUAAUGUUAAUUUUCUGUAUUAUGAACAACUUAAAGAAAUUAAAUUAAAUUCGACGAAUUUAGUUUACUCAAAUCUCAAACUUCCAACCUCUUUGAUCAACAUCUUUAUUAGGAAUGAGUCAAUCCCUGAAAUAACUAAGUCUGAUCCAUUAUUUAGUAAAAACAGUCGGUUUCCACUUCUCACAAAUGUUGUAUUAGAAGAUUGUGGUAUUCAAAAAAUAAGUCCAGAUAUUCAUUUACAUAGUAACGUCAAACACUUUACUUUAUUCGGCAGCUCUAUUAAAUCUUUUACAUUUAAUAGCACUUUCUUUAUGAGUGAAAAGUUGCUGACAUUGGUUUUAGGUUGUGUUGAAAAAUUACAGUUUGCUCAAAAUGAGCAUAGUGACGCUAAACAUAAAACGAAUCUCGAACAUUUGACCAUUACGAUUCCUAAUCAGUUUAACCUUCAACCUGAAUUCUACUCUAGAUUUCAAAAAUAUUUUGGAAAACGCUUGAAAUUACCUCUAGAAUAUGUCGCUCAAGAUCACACUCAAUUUGAAUUUUGUCUUGAAUAA